AUCCUUAGUUACCAUUUGAUGGUUUUGAUGUUGCAGAAAGUUGGGAAUAUGGAUGGAGGCAACCAAAGUGAAGUCUCAGGGUUCCUGCUCCUGGGGAUCACAGACGAUCCUGAGCAGCAGCGGGUCCAGUUCUGGAUGUUCCUGGUCAUGUACUUGGUCACAGUGGUGGGAAACGCACUCAUCGUCCUGGCCAUUGGCUCUGACUCUCACCUGCACACUCCCAUGUAUUUCUUCCUGGCCAACCUCUCCUUCACUGAUCUCUGCUUCGUCACCAAUACAAUCCCCAAGAUGCUGGUGAAUUUUCAGUCUGAGGACAAGGCCAUCUCCUACGCAAGUUGUUUAACACAACUCUUUUUCCUGAUCUUUUUGUUAACUCUGGACAAUCUCCUUUUGGCUGCUAUGGCAUAUGACCGCUAUGUGGCUAUCUGCCGCCCCUUGCAUUAUGCCACGGCCAUGAGCCCUAUGCUAUGCAUUUCGCUCCUUGCCUUGUGUUGGGUACUCUCAAUCACAUAUAGUCUCACCCACACACUGCUUGUGACCAGAGUGAAAUUCUGCGGGGUCCAGAAAAUACGCUACAUCUUCUGUGAACUGUACGCCCUCCUCAGGCUCGCAUGUUCCAACACUGAAGUCAACCACAUCAUGCUGAUCAUUACAGGAUCCAUUCUCUUCCUUACUCCUUUGACUUUAAUGAUCAUGUCCUAUCUCUGGAUUGUCAGAGCCAUCCUCCGAAUACCCUCAGCCAGUGGGAAGUACAAAGCUUUCUCCACCUGUGCCUCCCAUUUGGCUGUGGUCUCUCUCUUCUAUGGGACACUUUGUAUGGUAUAUUUACAGCCUCUCAAAACAUACUCCAUGAAGGACUCAGUGGCCAUAGUGUUGUAUGCUGUAGUGACCCCUAUGAUGAAUCCAUUCAUCUAUAGCCUAAGGAACAAGGACAUGCAUAAGGCACUGGGAAGACUUCUGCUAGGAAAAGCCUUCCAGAAGUUGACAUGA
Molecule: messenger RNA, 990 nt
Organism: Sorex araneus (European shrew)
Lineage: Eukaryota; Metazoa; Chordata; Mammalia; Eulipotyphla; Soricidae
Product: olfactory receptor 1D2-like
Exons: 1
Coding region: 19-990 (323 amino acids)
Biological process (GO): G protein-coupled receptor signaling pathway
Cellular component (GO): membrane
Molecular function (GO): olfactory receptor activity; G protein-coupled receptor activity
Source: RefSeq, a predicted model, not a curated record